AUGCGAUGGACCAGUAUUCCUGAAACUCACAGGGAGUUCUCAAUAUUACCUAUCGGGUUAUCACGGAAUGGGUCAAAGGGAAAGUACUAUGUUGUCAAGCUGACAGCGACUACACCUUCUCAGCUUAAAGUUUACGUGGUAGAUUCUAAGCGCGGUCAAAGGAAAUUCUAUUGUAUCGAGCAUCCGCCUUGGUCAGAGUCGGGAUGGUGGCCAACGCAAUGCCAGGCCGUGAACUUUAACAAAGCUCUACACUGGUUAGCCCAUGACGGACCUAUUGUAGCUUAUAACCCUAAGUAUAGGCAUGCAUGCAUAAUCAUCCAUCGUUCCCAAGAGAUGCACCAUGCUUCUCAUGGUCAUGGCGCCGUCGUUUCAGAGACCUUAACCGUCUCCAUGGGCCAUCUACGCAUCAUUCAGCUCGUUUGCUAUCCCUUUCCCAAUGAUCAUCACCAUCUUUCUAUUUGGACACUCGUGGAUUACGAACAAUCCUUGUGGAAAAAAGAGCACGAUUCUGUCUAUUUCAGAGACAUGGUUUCUGGUAUUCCGUGGAUACAAGAUUACAUGCGGCAAUAUAAUCUGGAGACAACUAAACAAAUGUCCUUCCUCAUGGCAGUUUUCAUGGAUAAAAGGGCACCUCCAGAAACGAGAAAGCGGAUCAUUUUCCCACACCCUUUACUUUGCCAUCCGAACAAUCCUCUUCUAGUUUACUUGUAUUUACCUGAAAGCAUCGUCUCUCUUGAUGUUGCAACAAAAAAGCUGCAGUUAAUUACCAAAGACAUCAAAAGAGGCACGUGUCCUAAAGUUGGUAGAUACGAAUCAGGAUAUGACAUGGUGAUACCAAUGACACUUCACUUAGAGCCAUCUUUGCUCUCGGACCAUGAGCGUGUGCUGCUGCCAUGUCACAAACGUACACAUGUUGUUAGAUAG
This is a messenger RNA of Arabidopsis thaliana (thale cress), 924 nucleotides long. RefSeq lists its product as uncharacterized. The record is from RefSeq and is marked reviewed. The transcript is spliced from 2 exons. Bases 1 to 924 code for a protein of 307 amino acids. Lineage: Eukaryota; Viridiplantae; Streptophyta; Magnoliopsida; Brassicales; Brassicaceae.